AAAAAAAAAAAAUAGACGAGUGCUUAGUUUAAAUAAUGUAAAUGUUUGCUACAUUCCUUGGGAUUAUGAGAUUUUCAAAACACAUUCUGUUUUAUUCAUUUUUCACACUACAUCCCAGGUUUAUUGUAUUAGCAAAGUCUAUUUUUGCCGAUUAUUUUUUGCUAAUGAAUUACAAAAUUAUGCUUUCUGACUCCAAAUCCCAUUUCACAGAGAAUGGAGGAGACAAGACAAACUAAACCCCAGGCAGAUGGAGAAGUACGUCUGCGGGACUUGCUGAGGAUGAUUUGGGGGGUUUCACUGUUCCCUGAGUGGAGUAUAGGAACUCGGGGGUGUGAAUGAGCUCGAGACUCGCGGCUGGUUGGAUACAAACGCUCCGGAUUUACCAGAAAACACCGCGCAGCAGCCAGGCGGACGCUCUCACCCUCCCUCCAGCAGCUUAAAUCCCCUUCUGUUGCGUUUUUAUCCUCGGAAGUAGAGAAAGAAAACUGUGUCAUUUCAGGGGAAAGCGCGAGCACACAGAUGGUUUCUGCCUGAACGCUUGCAGGAAGGGACAGAUGUGUUGCCGCUGCUGUACGGACCCCGGGCCGUGGUGGAGCCCACAAAGAAAAUGACAGAAGAAGUGAAUGAGACGGAGCGCGUCGAAGGGGCAAAGCGGGACGUGUGAGCGCAGAGAAGCGUGCCCCAGAUCUGUAAAGCAUCUGUCAUCCGGGCUCCUUUUUCUUUCUUUCUUUUUGAAAAUACACGUUUUGGGCCAACAGCUCUUUAUCCUAAAUCUGGAAAAAACAAAGAACCAUGUGCUCCCUGGCAGCACAUCUCCAUGCGUAAAUUGGAUAGACGCGUUUUCGCUUUGCUUCCCCCCAAAAUGCGCUCAAGGACUAAUGCUUAUUUCGUUCCUGCCCCGUAACAACACUCGCAUGGAUGCAUUAUAGACUUCCUCAUACUUCAUAUCUGCCAUGAGUGAUGAUGACCGUGUCUGCAGAGGCUCGCAGCACCCGUGCGCCGAGCGGCGGCACUUGUGAUAAAGCUCAGUGCGCACCGGAUCGCAAUGGUUAUGUGAGAACACGUGUCACCCCACAGUGCCGUGGCCGGGACUGCGAGACGUGGCCUGGGCUGAUGUUUACAAAAAUAUGGAGUUCCCAGAGCCUCCGGAGUGCGGUGUGUGUGGGGUCGCUCUGUGUUUUCCUCGCCGCGCUGCUCAGAUGUGCAGAGUGGAGAGCAGCUGAGGCCAGCAGCAGCAGCAGCAGCAGCAGCAGCAGCAGCAGCAGCAGCAGCAGCAGAGCUGAACACACAUUCUCUCUUUCAUCUUCCCCCCUUCACUUUGUUUCAGGCUGCGCAGCGGAGCUGUUGCAAACUUGCUGGGGUGCGCUCUCGCCGCUCUUCACGCUCGUAUGUGCCUUUUUCUGGGUCGGCGUGUAUCUGAUCCGCUGCGGGGCGCUGAUCCAGACCGUGCUCUCCCUGCUGACCUUGUGCCACUUGGGCGAAGUCGCCGCCUGGUCCCUGCUGGACGGGACGGACGAGCAGCUGCUCUCGGCCACCGCCGCGGCCGUGGUCGUGCUCGUCUGCGUGGCCGCUGGCGCCCUCAUGGUAGCGCGGCUGAACCGGGGCACGUCGGUGAUCGUUUUCAUCAGCCUGGUCCGGACCGUGUCGCUCCUCUCGCUGCACAGAGUGCGCGCCGCGUGGAGACCGUACGUGGCGUACCUGCUCGGAGUGCUGGGCAUCCUGCUGGCGAGGUAUGCUGACAGGCUCCUUCCCAAACAAGGGACGCGCGAGGAGGGCUGCACCCCCGUGACAGGAGCCAGGGAAGAGAUCCCUGUAUUUAAAAGGCGCAGGAGGUCCAGUUCGGUUAUCGCCUCCGACAUGGCACACAGUCAGUCCAGCAGUAAGUCCCAUCGUCGGACUUCUUUGCCAUGCAUCCAGAGGGACCAGAUGCUUUCCCGCUCAGAUUGGGACCACAAGAGAGGCGCCCGAGGAUCACAGUCAUCAGGAACGACUGUUGUGGUGGACAUUGCGGUGAUGGGAGAGGCCCACGGACUGAUCACCGACCUGCUGGCUGACCCUUCGUUACCUGCCCACACCUGCACAUCCCUGCGGGCUGUCAGCAGUCUGCUAACAACCCAGCUCACCUUCCAACCUCUGCACCGACCACGCCCUGCACCACUGAUUAACCCCAGUGAUGCUUACACCUGCUCCGACUCAGAGGAGGGACCUGAGAAAGAAGGGAAGACAUCCAUACAUAAGCGUCUGAGGCGGAGUCUCCAUCCUCUGAGGAGGAUUUCUUCCACGUGGACCACCACCACCUCCGCCACAGGACUGCCCACUAUCGAGCCCGGGCCUGUUCGAAGGGACCGCAGCGCCAGCAUUAAACCCUACCAUGAAACACUCACUUGCAGUUGUGGGAGACCAUACAUCAGACUGAGCCAUGGGGAAGGCUCCAUUGACAAGGGAGACAAAAUACCAUGUUCAGCAGAGGACCAAGUGGUUGUAUCAUCAGACUAUGACAGCACCCAUGAAGCCAACCACAGUGACAGUAGUGAUGUAGCACACACGGAGGAGGACUCUGUGAUAGGGAACACCCCUUCCCAGAAUGUCAUCCUCCAUGCACUGAUACCUCCUGAGGACAAACCUAUUCUGGCACCAGAGCCAAUAAUAAUGGAGGACUUGGAGCCAUUGAUGGACCAGUUAAACAAUUGGAACUUCCCGAUCUUCACCUUGAUGGAGAAAACGAACGGGAAAUGUGGAAGGAUCCUCAGUCAGGUAUCUUACAGGCUGUUUGAAGACACAGGCCUGUUUGAGACCUUCAAGAUCCCUGUUAAAGAAUUCAUGAAUUACUUCCAUGCCCUUGAGAAUGGCUACAGAGACAUACCAUAUCACAACAGGGUCCAUGCCACAGAUGUGUUUCAUGCAGUCUGGUACCUCACCACACAACCCGUGCCUGGUUUGCCCAGCCUCAUUACAGAUCAUGGUUCUGCUAGUGACUCAGACUCUGACAGUGGAAUAACGCACAGUCACAUGGGCUUCCUGGUUUCAAAGACCUACACUGUGUCAGAAGAUGGAUACGGCUGCCUGUCGGGCCUCAUACCUGCUCUAGAGCUCAUGGCACUUUACGUGGCUGCGGCAAUGCAUGACUACGAUCAUCCAGGAAGGACGAACGCAUUCCUUGUGGCCACCAGUGCCCCUCAGGCAGUGCUCUACAACGAUCGCUCAGUUCUGGAAAAUCACCACGCUGCCUCGGCCUGGAACCUCUUCAUGUCCCACCCAGACUACAACUUCCUCGUCAACCUGGACCACGUGGAGUUCAAACGUUUCCGUUUCCUGGUUAUUGAGGCCAUACUGGCCACUGACCUAAAGAAGCACUUUGACUUCCUGGCUGAGUUCAACGCCAAGGUGGGCGAUGGUCCAUCAACAGGGAUUGACUGGUCUAAUGAGAAUGACAGGUUGCUGGUGUGCCAGAUGUGCAUAAAACUGGCUGACAUCAAUGGGCCUCUGAAACACAAGGAUCUCCAUCUGCAGUGGACAGAGGGUAUUGUCAAUGAGUUCUACGAACAGGGUGAUGAGGAGUCCAGCCUGGGGCUUCCUGUCAGCCCCUUUAUGGAUCGAGCGGCACCGCAGCUGGCCAAACUUCAGGAAUCAUUCAUUACACACAUCGUUGGACCGCUCUGUAACUCCUACGACUCGGCCUGCCUCAUGCCUGGACGGUGGGUAGAGCCCGAGCCAGAGGAAGAAGAGCCCGACACUGGGGAGAUUGAGGAGGCAGGUGAUGAUGAUGAUGACGAUGAUGCGUCCACCUGCUCUGAAGCAUCACAGAAAGCAGCACCCAAGAAAAGGAGAAAAGUGUUUUGUCAGAUCACCCAGCACCUGCUGGAGAACCAUGAGAUGUGGAAGAAGGUGAUAGAAGAGGAGUCUCAGAGUACGGACCAAGGAGCAGAGUCUGUCCAUUUAAACAAUGUAGCAGAACCGAUUCUGGCUAUCGACGAGGAAGAGGAGGAACUGGGCAGCAGAGAAGAGCAGGUAGAAGGAGAGCAGCCUGAGGAGGAGAUCGAGGAACCAGGCUGGUCGCAAAGGGACAACUGUAAACUUCCAGUGGAGCUGGAGGACAGGGACCCACAAUGAACGUUCUCGCUCCCAAGAAGAGACAUGGCAUCAGUCAGGAAAAAGAUGUAAAGAAGUAUUUGGUUUGUUCUUUUUUUUUUUUUUUCAACUAAAUCCUCUUUCUGCCAGCACAUUACUUAGACACAACACUGUAGAUGUUUGGGGUUUGGGAAAAGGCUGCGGUAGCUCCAUGUUCAGUUUGGCAGUCUUGUAAUCCCAGGUUGCAUCAGGUAGGGCACUUGGCAUGAAACAAUUGCCAAAACUUUUGUCCAAAGUUUGCUUCCUGAAGAACGGAGCAGCUGAAAAGAAAGCAACAACUGUAGACGUUUGGGGGAACUGCGUGCCUACACCGAAGAUUAAAAACAGGGUGGGAAAUUUUGUGCUUUACAUAUGUAAUCUGGUUAUGCUGUUUCACUAAACACUUUACCAGGCCUUUUCAUAUUGCAAUAAAGGGUUUAUGGACUGAUUUGCUACUGUCAGAAGUAGAAGAAAUGCAGUUGCACACCUUUCAACCCGAUGUUUAAACACAAGACUGUAGAAAUCUGCUGCCAGUUUAUACAUACUUGUUUCCUGAAUGCGAUUAUAUAUAAAAUAUCACCAUUGCUUGUGCUUGUGUUCAAAUUUUAGCCUUUUUCAGGUCUAAACUGUGCUACAAUAUGUUUUUUACAGGUGUGUUAGAAAGGGAGUGAAUCUAAUGAGGAACGAUCUUUAAUCCAUCUUAUUAAAAAAAUGUUCCUUUUUUGUAAGCUUUAGCAUACAAAUCUAUUUUUACGCACAUUUUAUUUGUCAUUUUCUUCUCAAAUGAAGUAAUUAAAUCCCGUUAGUCCCACUAAGUGGAGUCAUUUUAGUGGCAUGCACAGCCCAGAGGCUUCUCUCAGUUUUACAGUCUGAAUGUUUGUGCAUUUGUUUUGGUUUCAACUACAUGUGCUCACAUACACAUCUUCUUCAGGACACAAACUCAAUAAAUAAUCAUAUAUUUACAUGUUAGAUGGCACUAUAAACCAAUAUUCCAGUACAGAGCCAAAAAUUAAAAACCACUGAAUAAAAAAAAAGAAAUAAAUACCUGAUUUUACCCAAAGGCUAUUUUCUGAUUAAUAGAAAAACAUUUGGGUUCAGCAAUGUAUGACUCAGAGAUAUUAAAUGUAUCUGAGAAGUAAGAUUUCUGUCAUUAAUUUUUUAACAAGAACUCAUAAUGUGACUAUUGUGUCCAGGGCUGUCUGAUUUCCAAAGAUAAAAAAGAAAAACGAUAUUAAAGACAAAACUAUUUAACUUGGUAUGUGAAUUUAUGCAAAUUGGCAGUGAGAUUUAGAAAAUUGCAUAGCUUAAAAUUUUGCCUAGGGCACCAAAUUUGCUAGGGCCGGCACUGAUUGUAAAAAGACCUCCACCUUUAAACAAAAUGAGGGGUAGUUUAUCCAUGUCAAAAAUGUACUGACCUGCUUGUUUAUGAGUCAAGGCUGACGGUUGAUGGAUUCAGGAUUGUUUGAGAUGAAACAGCUGAUAAAAGUAAAAUCAUACAAACUGAUUGAAUAAUACAUUUAACCUUAUGAUAAGCUAUGAAAAAAAUGUUAGCUCUCUUUUUCAUAGCAAGCAGUGAUCCAGAAACUCUGUCCCAGUUGCAUUUCCGUCUAUAAUAUUCCUAUACACGGGUAUCUAUUUCUGCAAAAACCUGGUAUAAUUUACUUUAAUGAAUCUUCAGAAAGAAGGAAGGAAGUUUUUUGUUUUUUUUUAUCAAUAUGCAUGCAGCAUACACAAUGAAAUCAUGUUUGGUGUUACAAAGAAUAUUGUUGCAUAAGUUUGUGUAGGCAGAAGAUAUGACAGAGCUAGAGGAACACAGUGUGUUCUGUUAUUCUUGCAGGCUGUACAUUAACAACAGCCGUGGGUGGUUUUCAGCCUCUUUGCAGCAGCCCUGACAAGGAAGGGGCCACUCACAAGCUGGAUAUAUGCCUGACCCACUGAUUAGUCUGAAAUUACACACGUUUACCAUAAACCUUCUGUUAAAUCGGAAUAUUUUUGAAUUCACUGAAACAUUUAGCAUUUGCGUCACCCUUUGUGUCUUACUGGGAACAAGCAUUUUUUAUCUGUUACAUCUAAGUGAUCUGUAACCAUCAUUACAUUCCCGAUUGACAAUAAAAGCUUAAAUUAUUAGAAAAGAAUUCAGUGCAACACCAACAUUUAAAAAAGGUUUAGUUUUUAAAGGUGGAUUCUGUGGAAAAGAUGUUGACAAAUACUAUCUUACCUGUUGUAGAUCAUUUUUUGACCCCACUCUUUUGAAUAGUUUUUACUAACCUGUUUGAUGAUCGAACAGUCUGAGAGAGGCUAAAACCGAAUUGGAUUAUUGACUUCUUAAAACAACUCUAAUCUUGGAAUUACCCUAUUUAUGUGCGUAUGUCGCAAAAAAUGUAACACCAAAGAACAUUCAUGAAGUUGGGGAAUCAUAUUAUGCACAGGAGUAUUUUUUUUACGCCAGAGUCAGAGAAGGAAAAACUGUUUUUGUUUUUCCUGUUAACCACAGCGCAGUGAUGGAAAGAAAACACGGACAAUCGUGUGCUCAAUAGGACCAGACGAGCAGCUCUUCGAAGGUGCACAUCUUACUAAUUUAACAAUCAGGUUCUGCUGUCGGACCGUAUCGUUUUCAGGGACAUGAAGCCCGCACUGCUCCUCUGCAGCCUUUGCUCUGCAGCUACAAACACACCCACAGCUGUGCGUCCCCAAAAUAACCUGUUUCCUUGUCAGAGGGUACACAGCAAAGGCUGAAAAAUCCUGAAGUCUGUAUGAAAUUAGGGGUAACAUUAUACACAAAGAUUAGAUUCUUUAAGCUUUUUAAGCUCAGAAAAUGGGGAUCACAUUAUGCUUAAAGCACAUUAUGCAUGAAUAAAUAUGGUAAAUGGUAUUUCACACAAUAAUCCUAUUUUACAGAUUAUUCCAUUGUCAUCAGUUUGAUUUCAGCUACAGCUAAAGCUUACCUUGUGCAACCUAGGGAACUUUUAGCCACAAUAUUAUAUGUAUGUAAUGUCUAACACAAGAUUAGCCAUGUAAUGCAAAACUGACAACAAUGAAACUGUUUAAAAAUUA
This is a messenger RNA of Austrofundulus limnaeus, 7161 nucleotides long. RefSeq names its product cGMP-inhibited 3',5'-cyclic phosphodiesterase A. Gene Ontology annotation, molecular function: 3',5'-cyclic-nucleotide phosphodiesterase activity. Bases 961 to 4110 code for a protein of 1049 amino acids. The transcript has 14 exons. The record is from RefSeq and is a predicted model, not a curated record. Gene Ontology annotation, biological process: signal transduction. NCBI's taxonomy places the organism in Eukaryota, Metazoa, Chordata, Actinopteri, Cyprinodontiformes, Rivulidae.